This is a messenger RNA of Caenorhabditis elegans, 2093 nucleotides long. It is a transcript of the gene clec-125, whose product is annotated as C-type lectin domain-containing protein. The transcript is spliced from 6 exons. Bases 6 to 2048 code for a protein of 680 amino acids. The record is from RefSeq and is marked reviewed. Gene Ontology annotation, molecular function: carbohydrate binding. Lineage: Eukaryota; Metazoa; Nematoda; Chromadorea; Rhabditida; Rhabditidae.
AAACCAUGACGUUAUUUUCUCCUUAUCUGUCAAUAUUUUUCCUAUUAACACUCGAGUUUUCACCCAUAUUCUGUAUGUUUCGACCCAGAAGCUCCGGAGGCAAUUGUUUGGAUGUUCAGGCGCAUUUUUAUGUGUCGGAGGAGUAUGAUGGGUACACGAAUGACGUGGAAAAUGCUUAUUAUUGGAGACUUCCGGGUUCCCGAAAUCGAGGAAAUGGACCUUGUGUAGACCUGACCACCUACUACUCUGUGGAAGAAGAUUACGACGGAAAAUCUGACGAUGACGGAAGUAAGUACUGGAUGGUGGAGGAUUUGGAGCAGACCUUGAAGCUCCGAUCUGAUGCUCAGGAAGAUCAGAAAAUGAAGCUCCAAGUUGAGAAAAGCUCACGAAGCUCUAAGGAUCAGAGCCUAGACUUAGGUGAUUCAAAAACUGGAAUUGCUCUGGUUGGUGUCAAGCUACAAGCUGAUGGCUCCCAAGGCUCGAAAGAUCAAAAUCUGGUUGGAAAGAUCCAGAAGGACCAGGCCAGCCAGAAGGACCAGAAGUUGAACCUUCAGGCAAAUGAGAGCUCCCGAAACUCUAAAGAUCAGAGCUCAGACUCAAGCGGUUCAAAAUCUGGAAACGCUAAGGUGAUUAUGGAACUCCAAGCCGAUGGCACAUAUCGCUUGAAGGAUCAGAAGCUGACGGCGAAAAUCCAGAAAGAUCAGAACUCGGACUCAAAAACUAUAGAAGAUAUCUUUAACCGGGAGUUCGAAGCUGAUGGCUUAAAAGAUCAGAACUCUAAAUCGAAAGAUUCGAACACCGAUGAAGCUUCGCUCAACGUGAAGCUCCAGGGCUCGCAGGCUUCUAAAGAUCAGAAAGCCAGCUCAGGGGCCUUCAAAUCCCUACUCUCCCAAUCUUCAGAUCUCACAGCUUCCAGCUCCAACCUAACAGCUCAGCUGACUUCCACCAACCUCGGAGGCUCCGGCUCGGAGCUGAGCCAGAAGCUCAACGAUUUGAAAUCCAACUCAGACUCCUCGGAUCAAGUUCACCUCGCAAGCCACCAACACACUAGGAAUGAGCUCAGCCAGAAGACUGAUCUUUCUGUGACCACUGACGAGAAGAACCAGAAAACUGGAUUCAGCCAGAACCACUUGAUCAACUCAUCCUUAGCGGUUUCCGAGCUUAACAAUAAUGGGAAGUUGAGUGGAACUGAGGUUCAGGAGACAGUCGAGAUAAAUCAGAGGAAGGAUCUUGGGAAUCUGAGGGAUCAGAGCUCCAAGAACCUAAAGCUAGAAGGCUCCGAAGCUCUGAGAAGCUCUGUGGAUCUUAAGAAGAGAUCUCUGGAGGAUCAGAAGCUAAGCUCCAAGGAUCUUAAAACUGGAGUGGCCGGAGCUCAAUCUUCAUCCAGCUCGGACCGAAAGGAUCAGAGCUCGAGCUCCACUGACUUGAACACCGAUGCAUCCCAGCUAGAGCUAAAUCAGAACCAGAAGCGCGUCCUGAUCGGCUCCGACGUUCCACUUACCGGCGAAGCUUGCUCGAAAAAGGAGCAAGGGAACUGUGAAGCUGGCUGGAAGAGCUUCCUGAGACCAUCUGGGGAAUGGUGUAUGAAGAUUUUCUACGAGAACUCGAUUACCCAACCAUCGGCAGAAAAUCGUUGUCAGGCUCAAGGAGCUACACUUUCUGGGCUUCAGAACCAAAUUGAAUCAUUCUAUAUUACAUACACUGUAUCAUCCCACAUCUACCCAGAGUCUGGAAGCAUCUGGAUUGGCUUAAAACGUCGCGAAGAGUGCAAAAACGUAGGCCGAACUCAGAAUUGCACAUCGGAUAACUCUUUCGAGUGGACCGACAAAUCUACGACCGGCCUCGACGGAAUCGAUUGGGACGGUGGUCAGCCUGAUAAUGCUAGAAGAUACUCUCAACAAUGUGCCACGUUGACUGCUUCACACCAGCGGUCCGUUAUAGGAUACCAUGUCGGGCGAUUGGAUGAUGUUGGCUGCGAAUUCGACUACAUCAAAACUAACAGAAAACAAAGAGACAUCAAGGCGUUCGUUUGUGGAAAGAAAGCUUAAGUGUAAAAAUGUUAAUUUUGAAAUAAAUAAUUUAUAAUUACGUUG